AUGCGGAAGCUCCUGGGGCGUAACAGCACCAAUAAGGACGGACGGAGUGAAGACGACCAGGCUCCAUUGAUUGAUAAGACGCCUAUUUUCGAAGAAAUGACAAUUACCACCUCUGCAAAGUACGUCAACGGUGAGAAUGUCAUGGCACAUAUCGUCGUGGAGACCAAGCGCAGUGAUGACCGAGGACACACCUGCGUCAGUAACUGUGAUUCGAACACCACUGCGGAAACCAGACAUUCUGGGCUUAGCUCUAUCAGUCUUUCAGAUCAAAGUACAAUUGUCGAGGAUGCGAAGGCCCCGGGAGAACCUGAACUCUUUGCUGUAUACGUUGACGACUCAACCGGCGAGCGGAUGGUUAGACUCUACUACGAGCUCUCACUAAGCCUCGAUGACCUUGAGAUCAGAGGCCUUGAAUCUCGUAUCCCAGAGUCUGACGAUGAUCCGAUUGAGGCCCACGGUCACUAUCGAGGAGAGAAUUUUUGGAUAUCUGUUCCUUAUCCGUAUGCCAAGGCUCGAAUGGUUUCAAGGGGUGUAUACUGA
Molecule: messenger RNA, 540 nt
Organism: Aspergillus thermomutatus
Lineage: Eukaryota; Fungi; Ascomycota; Eurotiomycetes; Eurotiales; Aspergillaceae
Exons: 2
Coding region: 1-540 (179 amino acids)
Source: RefSeq, a predicted model, not a curated record